GCUGGUGGGCCUUGGCGUGAAAAAGAAGGAAGGAAACAAGUAGGCUGCUGUAUGUUAUUGCGGGGCUAACUUUGUCUUAUUGUUAGUAUCAUCAUCAUCUUCAUCAUCAUCAGCAUCAGCAUCAGCAUCAUCAUAUGUGAUUAUUCUAUUGUUGUUACCAUCAUGAUGAGAAUGGAAAAGUUGGACUGGAAUAACGGGACUGUGAUGAGACUGCCUAGUUUGUGUUAGGUGCGGGUAGGGUGUGCUAGGAAGUUAUCCUCGUCCACAUUGACACAGGGGGUGACAGUGGAGACAGUCGAGACUGAGGAACUAGCCGGAGUGGGUAGAUUCGGAUGACAUCUGAUAUUUCAUUCGCGAAUGAAGGUGCGCAUUCGUCGACCCGUUGAUUGAUUGAUUGAUCGAUUGGAUGAAUGAGUGAUCUCAGGAACCCAGGAAAGCAUCAGGGGAUCCACCACAUCCGGAAAGACGACCCCCAAAGGAACGGAGUCUCUUUCUCUCUCUCUGGCCUCUGGGCUCUGGCCUCUUUCUUCAUAACCCAGAGUCUCGAAACACAAGCCCGUCAUUCUCAUCACUCUCAUCAAUAGCAUUGUUGGUGUGACUAAGACUACACAUUGAAACGAGUGAUUUGGGGUCCAAUCGUAUCGCCAUCCUAUCUAUCCAUCUCGACCGGUCUGAGAUCUCACCCUGAUGUCUUCCACGUCGAUCUUGUUGCUUUUGGACGAUGGGGAGAUGCACCCGUUUGUGCCCAAUUCCUCGGGAGGACUGACCUCCCCGGGGGGUGGGAAUCUCGUGCUCACCACCUCCCGCUCGCAUACCGGCAGUGGUGGAUCCGACACGCCCACAUUGACCUACACGGUGGAUGGCAACAUCAUCACCACCGAAUCGGGCGAGACCAUUUCGCUGGGCUCGCAUUUUCUCACGUCGGACAAUGAGAUCCAACCUAAAAUUGAAGUGGAUGGCAUCUCCAUGCCGAUGGAAGUGGUCGUGGACAAAUCGGGUCAAUCCAUCGCGUACAAGAAAAGUCGGAAAUACUUGGACAACAACAGCCUCUCGCCUUCGUCUAAUAUCCCGGGUGCAACGGGUGACAACGACAAAAAAGUUUGCCUGUGGCCCACGGGCAAUGGAACCACGUGCGGCAAAACCUUUACCAAAUACGACAGCCUCAAGCGCCAUCUCACUGAAACUCACAAAGGUGUCAGACCGUAUGCCUGCUCAAUGUGUGACAAGACUUAUGGACGGCGAGAUUACCUACAACGCCAUCUCAAAUCCCACAACGCCAGUUAUGCUCUGAAUUUAGCGGGUGGAGGCGGCUCCUCCACGGUCCUCACCUCAAAUCCAGUCUCGUUGGUCAAUAGCUUGCCCUCGGCCUCGACCAAUUCCAUGGUCCAGAAGAUCAAGAUCGCUCCCCAGACCAGUAACGUUCAAAUCGUUCAAAUGCCUCAACCCGUUCAGAGUUUGAGUGGAGUACAAAUCAUUCAGCAUUCAAGUGGGUCCAAUGUGAUCUCGUCGCCUUCUUCGCAUUCGCACCACGCCGUGGUGAGUCCGCCGAGUCCGGGCAGCAACAGUGUGAGCUCAGGCUCGACUCCGCUCACCACACAGCUGCCCUUCUUCACCUUGAACGGCUCGUUGCCGCAGGCCAGUAAGCCCAUGGGCUCGAAGAUCUGUCGGUGGGUGCAGAACGAUGGCACUGUCUGUGGAAAGGCGUUUUCCAAAUUGGACAGUCUACGUCGACACGUUAAUGAAUUGCACAAAGGAGUUCGUCCGUUUGCAUGCCCCUUGUGCGAAAAGAGCUACGGACGGAGAGACUACCUCGAUCGACACAUGAAGACCCACGAAAAGAAGAACAAGUCAUCCACAGGCUCGGGCAUGGAGUGGGACGAUGGAGUGCUUUUAACGGGAGAUGAAAUGCCUCCCCCUCCACCAAAGAUACCCAAGAAGAAGCGUAAAGAUAUUCCAGCAGAGGAGAAGAAGAUUUGCCUGUGGAUAUUAGACGAUGGAACGGCGUGUGGGAAGACUUUCACCAAAUUCGAUAGCCUCAAACGGCACGUGUCGGAAGCUCAUAAACAGAUCCGACCGUACUGUUGCACGUUGUGUGGUAAGAAUUACGGGCGACGGGACUAUUUGUUGCGCCAUCUGAGGUCUCACAACGAUGUCGAGGUCUCUAAUUUGAACAUCGCCAAAGUGACCAAUAACCCCUCUACGGGCAACACCGCCACGAUAGUGGCUGCCCCUAAUCCCAUGCCCGGUCAGUCUGCGUCGUCAAUUAGCUUGAGUCAACUUCCCUCUAUCUCCACCAACCAAUUGGGCGGCAUUUUGCCCUCGUUACACACCUCCAACUCAACCAAUGCCAACGGUGGCAUGACGGGUCACCGUUUAGCCCCCUCCAUCUCCGGGAAAAAACGCCCGGCUGACGAUAAAAAGACGUGCAAAUGGGUCUUAGACAACGGGACCAUUUGUGGGCGAACAUUCUCCAAGUUCGAUAGCUUAAGACGACACGUGGCGGAACUGCACAAAGGCAUCCGACCGUUUGUGUGCGAGAUCUGUCAAAAGAGCUAUGGUCGUCGAGAUUACCUCGACCGUCACAUCCGAUCAGCCCACAAAGAAGGAGGUGGCGGGGGCGGUGAAUCGGAUGACAUCACUGAGAUGACCACGCAUGAGCUCGACGAAGCGCUUGAUGGUGCCACCAUCGUGACGGUGGGUGGAAAUCAUGACGACGAUGAUGAUGAAGACGAAGACCAUCAUCACCACCACCAUAUCAUUAAGACUGACCCAACUGACUUGGAGGAGGUGAUCUUGCCGAGUGUAGUGACCGUUGUCACCUCGGACGGAAUGUAGGAGGUCUUGCUCGUGUCCGUUUCAUUGUUGAUAUCAUUAAUUUUCAAAGCUAGCCUAAGGCUUACGUGGGGUCAGCCAGCAGCUAGUGUUAGCGAGUCAGUCAGCCUUUUGGCCUUUCAUCCACCCACUGGCUUUGCCCUCAACUACACCAUGUGUACCUUGUCGCGAUAAUUAUUAUUGCCAAUAUUCUGCAAUUAUUAUCAUCAUCAUUAUUACUAUUAUUAUUAUUAUUAUCAUCACCAUCCUUAUUACUAUUAUUACCGCUGCAACGAUUCGAAUGACCAUCAUUGAUAUCAAGUGAGCUAUUCCUUCAGCGUCCUGUUUUAAGGAAUGGCAUCUUAUUUAUCCCAUCUCUGACCGUUGGGGUCUUCCGUUGCUGAAGGUCGCCAAGAAGCCCGUAGAAAUAUAUGUUGCUCAGCUACUUUUGUCCUCGAGCAGGCAACAUAAGGUUUGCCCUUUGUUUGCUUGUUUGUUUGUUUGUGUCUGUCUGUCUGUAUAUAUGCGAAAACAAGAACAAAUGUACCUCAUUCCUCAUCUCA
This is a messenger RNA of Tigriopus californicus, 3374 nucleotides long. RefSeq names its product zinc finger and SCAN domain-containing protein 10-like. The record is from RefSeq and is a predicted model, not a curated record. Bases 688 to 2835 code for a protein of 715 amino acids. Gene Ontology annotation, cellular component: nucleus. The transcript is spliced from 5 exons. Gene Ontology annotation, molecular function: RNA polymerase II cis-regulatory region sequence-specific DNA binding; DNA-binding transcription activator activity, RNA polymerase II-specific. Gene Ontology annotation, biological process: regulation of transcription by RNA polymerase II. NCBI's taxonomy places the organism in Eukaryota, Metazoa, Arthropoda, Copepoda, Harpacticoida, Harpacticidae.